AAGAGAAACUUACUAUAAAAGAAUGGAUUGAGAGAGAAAUAUUCCAAUUCUAGGUUGUACUGCAAAUGUGCUGAAGAGGCCGAGAAAAGAGGCUUCACCCAUUUUGGCCUCCAGUUUUACGGAGAGUGCUGGGGAGGUUCUUUGGCAGCAGAGAGGUUCAAUAUUCAUGGGAAAAUGAAAAAGUGCAUUGGUGUUGAUUAUAAACCAUGCAAUGAUUCAUCCCAAACAGAAUGUGUUGGUGGUCAGCUUGGAAACUAUAUUUAUCACCUGGAGGAACGAGUUGUAAAAGCAGCAGAUCUUCCUAUUAUAAAUGGAGGAUAUUCGUUGUGGUCAUCUUGGUCUGAGUGUUCUAAGACCUGUGGAGGAGGUACUAGACUCAGAAACAGAGCUUGUAAGGAACCGGAGCCGCUAAAUGGUGGGCAAGAUUGUACCGAACUCGGUCCAUCAGAUGAAACUCAACUGUGCAACCUCAAUCCAUGUAAAAAAUCCUGCCGUAAAGCAAUCGACCUCGGUAUCAUCAUGGACGCAUCCAGCAGCGUUAGAAGACGCAAUUACCUGAAAAUGAAGCUUUUUAUCAGGGCCUUGGCUGAUGAUUUUGGCGUUUCUCCUUCUGGUACCCAUUUCGGCAUCCUCCACUACUCAAGCUACGCGCGCCUGGACUUCCGACCAAAUGAUGCCCGUUACCAUAAUAUUGCCCGCUUGAAGGCAAAGAUAAACUCAAUUGUAUAUUCAUACGGUAAGGUCAUAUUGUGUAGAACGGUAAUACCCAUGUUCAGUGUUUCCAAUGCUUCUUUUUAUGUGUAUGCCAUAAUCAUUAUCUGAAAAAUAUUACAGACUGUGGCAGUUUUGAAACAUUGAGAAAAAAGGUGCUUGUAAAUUAUGAUAAUUUAGAGAUAUUUUGCCUUUCAAGGAAAUAGAGAGAAAGCCUUUCCCGUCUUAGAUUCUGGUUCUGUGAAAUAAACUUUUUUAUGGAUUCUUUGAUUUCCUACAUUGAGACGUUUUGUAUCUUUUCUAUUUGUGAUAAACUGUAUUUCUUCGAUAAUCAAAGUUAGCUCCAUAAAGUGUAAAAUCCCAGCCAAUGUGUCUUCGCCUUUAUUCAAUCGUUUUUUAACCAUUCCUAUAAAGCUCUCCCUAACGAUUUCCUUCUUAUGAUGAAAAUGUGGUAUAUUUUUAUUAGCUAAAAGAAAUUUAGCACAAAAUUCAUUACCCAGUCAAACGCAUUUUCAUAAGAUUAGCGAAAACAUCUGUGUGCAAUGUUCUCAGCCCUAAAGUUCAAAGCUUAUAGUGAAAUGAAAAGUUAUCAUCUAUCAAUACAUUUAAAUUUUCAUCAUUUAUUGUCCUUAUUCCUAACAGAUUUAUUCUUCUCUAUGUAAACUUUAUUACUUAGUUUAACUUUGUACGGGCUUUACUUGAUAUAUGAA
This is a messenger RNA of Rhopilema esculentum, 1421 nucleotides long. The record is from RefSeq and is a predicted model, not a curated record. NCBI's taxonomy places the organism in Eukaryota, Metazoa, Cnidaria, Scyphozoa, Rhizostomeae, Rhizostomatidae.